AUGGAAGCCCUUAUUCCAGAUAUUAACAAACUGCAAGAUGUAUUUAACACUGUUGGCUCAGACGCUAUUCAUUUACCUCAAAUCAUAGGUUUAGGAUCACAGAUUUCCGGAAAAAGUUCUGUUAUUGAGAGUUUACUAGAAAAGUCCUUGCUUCCCCGAGCUGUAGCUACCGCAAAUACUGAUAUGGACACAUCAGAAAGUUUAGCUAUAGCCAAAGAUUUAGAUCCUGAUGGCAGAAGGACACUGGCUGUUGUAACAAAGGUAGAUCUUAUAGAUGCUGAAACUGAUGCUGUAGACAUCUUAUGUGGGAGAGUUAUACCUGUAAAAGUAGGAAUCAUCGGAGUGGUUAAUAAAUCUGAACAGGCUAUUAUGAACGCCAUAUUUAGCUAA
This is a messenger RNA of Diabrotica balteata, 390 nucleotides long. Lineage: Eukaryota; Metazoa; Arthropoda; Insecta; Coleoptera; Chrysomelidae. The record is from the annotation of a GenBank genome assembly.